This is a messenger RNA of Eutrema salsugineum, 1817 nucleotides long. Its product is annotated as probable pectinesterase/pectinesterase inhibitor 44. Bases 77 to 1657 code for a protein of 526 amino acids. The record is from RefSeq and is a predicted model, not a curated record. Gene Ontology annotation, biological process: cell wall modification. The transcript has 5 exons. Gene Ontology annotation, molecular function: pectinesterase activity; pectinesterase inhibitor activity. NCBI's taxonomy places the organism in Eukaryota, Viridiplantae, Streptophyta, Magnoliopsida, Brassicales, Brassicaceae.
ACAACCCUUCUUUCUAUUUCUAAUUGUUUUUAUGUAUUAUUGUUAGACAUCAAGGCAUUAUUUCAAGGAAAAAAAAAUGUCAUGGUUGAAGGGUUUCUUGAUCUUCUUGAUGUUGAGUCUGUGUGUGUCAUCGGAAGACAGCAUGCAAUACGAGUACUUGAAGGUUCCGGCAAGUGAGUUUGUGAGCUCCAUAAACACGAUUGUGGAAGUAAUAAGACAAGUGAGUUCGAUUUUGUCUCCCUUUGCGGAAUUCAGUGGAGAUCGUCGGCUCCAGAAUGCGGUUUCCGAUUGCCUGGAUCUGCUCGAUUUUUCUUCAGAGGAGCUGAGUUGGUCUGCUUCUGCUUCUGAGAAUCCAACUGCAGGGAAGGGAAACGGAACAGGGAACGUGGGAUCGGACACAAAGACAUGGUUAAGUGCUGCUCUCUCCAACCAAGACACUUGCAUGGAAGGCUUCGAUGGUACCUCUGGCCUUGUCAAAUCCCUUGUCGCUGGCAGUCUCGAUCAACUAUACUCUAUGCUUAGGGAUCUGUUACCACUUGUGCAACCCGAUCAGAAACAGAAGCCCAUUUCUAAACCUGGCCCAAUUGCUAAAGGACCAAGGGCCCCACCAGGCCGGAGACUUAGAAACACCAAAGACAACGAAAGCCGUCGAUUCCCAGACUGGGUCAGAUCGAACGAUCGGAAACUGUUAGAAACAAACGGUGUGAGUUACGACGUUAGUGUAGCAUUGGAUGGGACUGGCAACUUCACCAACAUAAUGGACGCUAUUAAGGAAGCUCCUGAUUACAGCUCGAAACGUUACGUAAUAUACAUCAAAAAAGGUUUAUACUUGGAGAAUGUUGAGAUCAAGAAGAAGAAAUGGAACCUCGUAAUGUUAGGUGAUGGCAUUGACGUGACUAUCAUUUCCGGUAAUCGCAGCUUUGUCGACGGUUGGACCACCUUCCGAUCCGCUACAUUCGCUGUAAGCGGAAGAGGAUUCUUGGCGAGAGAUAUAACGUUUCAGAACACAGCGGGGCCAGAGAAGCAUCAGGCAGUAGCGUUGAGGUCAGACUCUGACCUGUCUGUGUUCUACAGAUGUGCGAUGAGAGGUUACCAAGACACACUUUACACGCACACCAUGCGUCAGUUCUACCGCGAGUGCACCAUCACGGGAACGGUAGAUUUCAUAUUUGGGGAUGGGACCGUUGUGUUUCAAAACUGUCAAAUUUUGGCUAGGAGAGGUCUCCCUAACCAAAAGAACACCAUCACCGCACAAGGCCGCAAAGAUUUCAACCAACCCUCAGGAUUCUCAAUUCAAUUCAGCAAUAUCUCGGCGGACGUGGACUUAGUUCCAUACCUAAACACGACACGCACGUAUCUAGGAAGGCCAUGGAAGCAAUAUUCAAGGACUAUAUUCAUGAGGAACAACAUGAGCGACGUUGUGAGACCCGAAGGAUGGCUCGAGUGGAACGCCGAGUUUGCUUUGGACACACUCUUCUACGGAGAGUUCAUGAACUACGGUCCUGGUUCAGGGCUCAGCAGCCGAGUCAAAUGGCCUGGUUACCACGUGCUCAACAACUCGGGCCAGGCUUACAAUUUCACCGUUUCUGAGUUCAUUAAAGGAAAUCUUUGGCUCCCUUCUACUGGAGUAACGUUUACUGAUGGCUUGGGCAUCUAAAUAUGGCUCAGUGUAAUUUGUAUUGUCAAUUUUUUUUGUUUUUCAGUUUUUUUUUUCCCAGAUACUGUUCUUUUAUGUUGGUGUAUUGUGAUUUUACGGUUUUGACAAAUAUUGUUACAUCAGAAAUAUAUUAUCGGGCCAUUAGGUCAUAUUAGUUUAA